Messenger RNA from Alosa alosa (allis shad), 1523 nucleotides. It is a transcript of the gene otol1b, whose product is annotated as otolin 1b. The record is from RefSeq and is a predicted model, not a curated record. The transcript is spliced from 4 exons. Bases 1 to 1431 code for a protein of 476 amino acids. NCBI's taxonomy places the organism in Eukaryota, Metazoa, Chordata, Actinopteri, Clupeiformes, Clupeidae. Gene Ontology annotation, molecular function: protein binding.
AUGAAAUUGUCCUCUUUCCUACCGGAGCCUGUGACUCUGGUGGUGCUUGUGGUCAUGGUGGCUCUGACCUCUGCUAAAACAACCGCGCGGCCCAAAUACUCGUUAACAAAGAAGCCUCUGCGAGAACUGCCCCUGACCACCACGGGGUGGCACACCAGCCCUGCGAAAGUCACCCAGCCUAUGGAGCACCGUGCAGUCCAGCAAACCACCACCGUGCCCAGUGAGCUGGCCUCAGAUUAUAGCAUGGGCGGAACAGCGACCACUGGUGGCGGACAGGAGAACUACACCCUGGAUUAUAGCGAGUGCUACUUCAAUUUCUGUGAAUGCUGCCCCCCAGAGAAGGGGCCUAGAGGGUCAAAGGGUGACAGGGGACUGCCAGGUACUACAGGUGCAAAGGGUGAACCAGGCCUGAGGGGACUACCUGGGCUCUCAGGUAUACCUGGAGCUGUGGGAUUCAAGGGAGACAGAGGAGUGAAGGGGGACGCAGGAAGCAGUGGAGCAGCAGGAUCUCACGGGAUGCCAGGGAGGCAGGGAGACAGAGGUCAGAUGGGCCCUAAAGGUGACAGAGGGGAGUAUGGCUCUCCGGGGCUGAAGGGGGAGAAGGGUGAGAGGGGCCCCCCAGGAGAGAACGCCACCAAGGGGGAGCCGGGCGAGCCUGGGAAGGCUGGACCCCCCGGACCCGUGGCCGGCCCCGGGGUCAAAGGUGACAAAGGGGACAGGGGCGAGUGUGGGGGUCACGGGGAGAGGGCUCUGAAGGGCGACAGGGGUGACAACGGCCCCCCGGGCAUAAGAGGCGAGUCCGGCACCCCUGGGCUCAACGGCAUGCACGGCACACCGGGUCUGCCCGGCGAGAGAGGGGAGGCCGGCCGGCCCGGUCCGCCAGGAGACGCGGGACCCCAGGGGCCGCCGGGAGCCAUGGGCCUGCGGGGGCUGCGUGGGAUGAAGGGGGACCGCGGGCCGCAGGGCAAACGCGGCGACCGGGGCAUGCGCGGCAUGAAGGGCUCCAACGGGAACCACGACGAGCGGCCUCGCUCGGGCUUCAGCGUGGGCCUCUACCCCAGCAAGUCCUUCCCGCCGUCCGGCUUCCCUGUCCGCUUCGACAAGGUCUUCUACAACGGCGAGGGCCACUACGACCUGGCCACCAGCAAGUUCAACUGCACGCACCCCGGCGUCUAUGUGUUCGCCUACCACCUGACUGUGCGCAACCGGCCGCUGCGGGCGGCGCUGGUGGUGAACGGCGCGCGGCGCCUGCGAUCGCGGGACACCCUCUACGGCCAGGACAUCGACCAGGCGUCCAACAUGGUGCUGCUGCGGCUGGCCGAGGGGGACCAGGUGUGGCUGGAGACCCUCAGGGACUGGAACGGAGCCUACUCCAGCAGUGAGGACGACAGCACCUUCACCGGCUUCCUGCUCUUCUCUGACACCAACUGAGAGCCCCGACAGUGGACUCUUGAGCAUCGAACUGAGAAAUCCCAAUCCAUCCCCUCCUGUCCCGUCCGAUUCCAAAAACAAGGCCACUGAAG